CCAGUUUUAGCCAAGUUAGUGCGGCCUCACGGCGAGUGACAAAACAGUUGCGUGUUCUUCCUCGUUCACGCGCCCACAACUUGUCUCGCUGAAAGCAGCUUAUUUGCAGCAAUGACGAAGGACCCGAACAAGCCCAGAGGGAAGACCUCAUCCUACGCGUUCUUCGUGGCGACGUGCCGCGAGGAGCACAAGAAGAAACACCCAGGAACCAGCGUGAACUUCUCAGAGUUCUCCAAGAAGUGCUCGGAGAGAUGGAAGACCAUGUCGAGCAAGGAGAAGGUCAAGUUUGACGAGAUGGCCAAGAACGAUAAGGUCCGUUAUGACCGGGAGAUGAAAACUUACGUUCCUCCCAAAGGUGCCAAGAAGGGGAAGAAGAAGAAGGACCCAAAUGCCCCCAAAAGGCCUCCCUCUGCUUUCUUCGUCUUCUGUUCCGACCACCGUCCUCGGAUCAAGGAGGAGAACCCUGGCAUCUCCAUCGGAGACGUGGCCAAGAAGCUCGGCGAGUUGUGGUCCACGCAGAGCGCCAAAGACAAGGCGCCGUACGAGGCCAAGGCUGCCAAACUGAAGGAGAAGUACGAGAAGGACGUCGCUGCCUACAAAGCCAAGGGAAGCUCCGGGAAGAUCGACGCCGGGAAGAAGAGCGGACCCGGCAGGCCUUCUGCCAAGAAGGCAGAACCAGUCGAUGAUGAUGACGACGACGACGAGGAAGAUGAGGAGGAGGAGGACGAUGACGACGAGGAUGAUGAUGAUGAAUAAGCGUUGUUUUGAUGUGAAGUUUGCGAUGCAUUGUUCAGAUUAACUCCUGUUUUCUUUCUGUGUGGAUGAUUGCAACAUGUAGCCUGCUGUCCACGUGGGUCUGCCAGACCUGGACUCAUUCAGGGAUUUAGUUUUAUCCACGUCUUUCUACUGAACUCGGGUUUGUUACAUCGUAGAUCCUGUUUAACCGCUCCUUAGGUGGACAGCAGAGCCAGAUUUUUUUUCCUCUACUCUUAAAUAUUGUUUCUGGAGGCGCCGCUCUUUGUUCCGGCGCCGUUCGUUUCUUCACUGUUUUACUUCAGGAUUUAUCUGUAGCUUCAAUUUGAAAAUGUUUGCAGCCGUUUUAAAGUGGAACUUGAAGACUUGUAGAACGAAUUUUUCUUUUAUAAUAAAAUUUUGUAUAUUGAUUACA
Nematolebias whitei (Rio pearlfish) is the source of this 1168-nucleotide messenger RNA. RefSeq names its product high mobility group box 2a (gene hmgb2a). Bases 112 to 756 code for a protein of 214 amino acids. The transcript is spliced from 5 exons. Gene Ontology annotation, molecular function: DNA binding, bending. The record is from RefSeq and is a predicted model, not a curated record. Gene Ontology annotation, cellular component: nucleus. Gene Ontology annotation, biological process: regulation of transcription by RNA polymerase II. Lineage: Eukaryota; Metazoa; Chordata; Actinopteri; Cyprinodontiformes; Rivulidae.